AGUGUCUGUAUGUAAGAAGCAAUGGCGACGGCUACUGAAGAUCUGCAUUGAAUCUGAGCGCUCCAGAGUGUAUGUCAUAACAGACAAAUGGACAGCCCUCUGGUAAACUCCGGAGUACCUCUCGCGACUCAGACCAUGAUUUCUCCUGUCACUCAAACCUCCAGUAACUCUUCUGGGAAACCUCGGGACAAACCGAAGACGCCCGCUUUCCUGUUUAACCUGGGCAAGGCUACCCUAAGAGGCAUCCGCAAGUGCCCUCAGUGCGGCGUUUACAACGGCACCCGCGGCCUCAGCUGCAAGAACAAAGCUUGCGGAACCGUCUUGAGGGAUGGACUUCAUGGGACGGGGCGUUUAAAGAAAGGGGCGUCUGAAGUGGUUCAGGUCGUGAUGGACGGUGGAGGAGGAAGAGCCGGGGGUGCUCAGGUGUUCUCGGUACGUCAACGGGGGCGUGGUUCUGAGCAGCGAGGCUUCGUGGAAUUAGUCCCCACAGACACAGCCAUCACUACGGCUGACGGGACCCUGGUGACCCGUGUCAACCUCGGGCGCUGUUACAUGCCCUCGUGCCAGCAGAACGAAAGCGAGUCGUUGGUUGAAAGCGGCCAGAAGGCACCCAAAAGUCCCUGCACCCACGUUAAGCAAGCGAUGGAGUGUCAGACUCAAGCCACACCGCUGCCGCUCAAGAGCUCUGUGCUCGAGGCCCUAGCGGCCACGUCCCAGGCUAAAGAGGAGUUGUGGAGGCUGGCGACAGAGACACCUGGACCUCUAGUGCAACGGGUCUCCAAAGGUACCCUGAUAGUGAAAUGCCAGCCGGAAGAUACCCAUCCUCUGGGACUGCUGCAUCUGACGGUGUGCUUAUCUGGAGCUAAAGAGAAGAUCGAGGGUUCAGUUCCCUUUCACUGUGCAUGUCACGUUCCCACUGGAAAAGGGGCAUUAGGGCCGAGGAGUUUGGGUCAGCCAAACCUCAAGGACAAAGACAAACAGCACAGUUUACCUGAACACUGCCUGCACUUCUUCGCUUGCGUCUGUGCCUUUACAAGUGAUGAGAAGCUAGCCUUUGAGUUUUCAGCUUUUCUGAACUACAACUUGAAUGGAGUGCAGGAUAGGACAGAUGCCACAGUGCUCAGUAUAUCUGAAUCAAAGCAGCACAUUGAGCCCUCCAUCUCUCAUCAUUCCAAGAGACUCAAACUCAUGGAGUCCUCAACUGCUUCCUCUGUCUCGUCUCCAUCUCCUCUGGCUGUCAGAGACCCUUCUGCACCCACUCUAAACCAACGCAAGCCCACUCACAAAAAGCACUCCAGUUCUGCCGGGCUUAAAAACCCAGCAGGAAGCAGCCAACCGGUGGAUGAGACUCAUGUGUCACUGGGUUUCCAGCAGUGGUUGGUCAGCGUCACUGAGAGGAUCCAUCAAACGAUGCACUUCCAGUUUGAUGGAAAGCCAGAGCCACUGGUCUUCCACAUCCCGCAAGGUUUCUUUAACGCCCUACAGCACCGUUUGUCACUGGGCUCAAAGAAGAGAAGACUGCCCAACUACACCACCACAUUUGUGCGCAGUGAUGCUUUGCCUCUUGGCUCUUUCUCUAAGUACACCUGGCACAUCACCAACUUGCUACAUGUGAAACGCAUCUUUGAUACACCAGAGUUACCCCUGGAACUCACUCAGAGUUUUGUGAAGAAUAGCGAUGGCUCCUAUUCACCAUACCUGUGUCGGGAUAACCCUUCUGAUUCUGGAUCAGAUGCCGGCAGUCAGUUAAGUUCUAACAAGCCUUUGCCCAUCAGACCACUGGAGCUCUGCACCUUUCUGAGAGUGGGUACAUGUUCUGCAGAGCACACGGACCCUGUGCCCUUUGUAAUCGAGUGGAUCCCGGACAUCCUUCCCCACUCUCAAGUGGGAGAACUGAGAAUCCGGUUCGAGUACGGCCAUCAGGUGGGCGGAAAACCUGAAGGCAGCAAGAGCUCUGGGAUGGAGAAAACAGUGACAGAUACCAGCCCAAACCAGUGAAGAUGAAUUUUUCCCUAGUUACAACAGAGAAUGCUCUCGUUUCAAAUUUAAUUUCAUAUAAGCAUUUUAUGCACUUAUUUGAUGAGUUUUAAUAUAAGCAGAGCAGUUGUAUUGAAAACUGUAACGAGCUACUCAGGUAAACCUUCAUUCUCAUUUUUCAGUGUAGUGAAAAAGAAGGUGUAUAUUGAACUGUUGUUUCUAAGGUUGUUAUCCAAAUUAUUCGGUUAGAAUCACUGUUUACAUGCGUUCAUGUAAAUAUACAACAAAAUAAUAAUAAUGUAAUAACACUUCGUAUAAUGCUGUAAAAUAAUAAUACGUUUCUAAUAGUAAGAUAAUAAGUUUUUGUAACUGUUAAGUUCACCAAAUUAACCAUGGACAUGUUUCUAUCCCCUAACAAGCAAAUAUUUUGUUACAGUACAUCUGUUAUUUUAUCAUUUAAAACUUAAUUAAUAUUUAAUAUAAAUAACCAAAUAUUUUGGUUAAAUUUUGCUUGUGCUGUCUUUCAAAUAAUUGCGUGUUAUUUAUCUGUUUAACUAAAGCAGUUGUAUAUUAUUCAUCUUUAGGUGUGCAAAUGUAAACUUUUUAUUUUGGAUGCUUACUGAAUACUACUUAAUGUUAAAUGUCAUGCAACAAUGUAUUAAACCUGCACAGUGUUUGAUAUAGUCACAAUGUAUGCUUAGAAUAAUAUAUUAUGAAGGUGUUAUGACUCGCGAUUCACAAUAAAAAGGAUUAUUUCAAUGA
Messenger RNA from Triplophysa dalaica, 2739 nucleotides. It is a transcript of the gene c4h2orf42, whose product is annotated as chromosome 4 C2orf42 homolog. Lineage: Eukaryota; Metazoa; Chordata; Actinopteri; Cypriniformes; Nemacheilidae. The record is from RefSeq and is a predicted model, not a curated record. Bases 88 to 1998 code for a protein of 636 amino acids. Gene Ontology annotation, cellular component: nucleus. The transcript has 9 exons.